CCGACGACGAUCGCUCCGGGAGGCGGCCGAGCCUCACCUGCCAGACUCAUCCAGCCCUCGCGAGGGGCUCAAUCUCCACGGCGACUUCCCACACCCUCUCCCCGCUCUCACAGCAUACACAGAUCACCUCCCACCACGCCCAGACAGCUCCCGGCCUCACUCGCACUACAACUUCGACACCAUUUUGCACUCGGUCCCGGCUUCACAGCAGAGUUCUCCCUACCUGAGCGCUAACUCGUACUUCGAAGAGGCCUUUCGCGCCUCGCCUUCACCUCCGCCGUGCUCCCUCGACAGCAUCCUCAACCCGCUUGCGCCCGGACUAAGCCCGUUUAGUUACCCUCCUCCCAGCCCUCCUGCCAGACGAAGGCCGCGCUCACCAGUUGUCUCCAUACCGGUAAACACCAUGCCAUCCACCCGCCAGCGUGGCGAGCUGCCCGGCCGCCUGUCGAACGGUUACGUCGACCUGACGAGCGACUCGCCACCGGAUCCCGUCGGGCAACGGCGCAUGAAGCGAGAAAGCCCUUCGCCAGGGCCCUCUUCGAAAAGGCUGAAGCAGAAUGACGGCACCGCGCUGCGGCGGAAUAGCAAGACGCCAGAGGCGAAAGUCGAGGAGAUCGAUCUCUCAGAGGACAAGGCGGCCGUGCUAGAGGUGCUCCAGAAGCAGAGAGAAGAGGCCGUCAAAGCACAGCGCACGCAAGAGGAGAAGGCAACCAACUUCAACUCGCUCACCUGCGUUAUCUGCAUGGACACGCCGACGGACCUUACGGCUACCGCUUGUGGCCACCUGUUCUGUCACACGUGCCUUAUGGAAGCCCUCAUCGCAGGCGAGAACCGCUCCGGCCCCGGCGAACCCAAGCGCUCGCAAUGCCCCGUCUGCCGAAAGUUCAUCAACCGCUCCAAAGCCACGGACAUCAUCCCGCUCCUCCUCAAGAAAGGACUAGCCACGCAGCCGCGGAAGAAGAGCACGGUCGCUGCCGCAGCCCCAAAGGUAACGUCAUGAGCACAAUGGAUUUAUGUGGAUUUCUCUGGACUUUGUUCAAUGCAUGUGUUGGAGUAUGUGCUAAGUGGUAUUGGCCGAACAGAAGCCUUUCCUCCGGAAGCCGCGACCGUGGAAGCCGGUGCGUAAGUGGGGAGACCCCGAGUGGUUUGAGGAGGUCUAAAAGGCACCGGGCUGGCGUCUGGCGGUUUGCCCGCCGACGGCGAUUGGAAAGCGGGUGUCCAAUGAUACCACGAAGGCAUCAGGAAUAUCGUGGUCGGGCUCAGUUCCCUUGGGGUUAGGACUGCACGAUAAGAUUGCAUUGGCAGGGUAGAUUGCGUCCAUUACAUUACGGCAUAGCUGCAUAGUCCCACGCAAAAGAAUAGGAUCUCACUAACGUGCAUCCACGUGCAACGGAACAACAUUAUAUUCAAGUAUCUUAAAUAAUUAAAGUGUUGGG
Messenger RNA from Trematosphaeria pertusa, 1436 nucleotides. RefSeq lists its product as uncharacterized. The coding region runs from base 404 to 1000 and encodes 198 amino acids. The record is from RefSeq and is a predicted model, not a curated record. The transcript has 3 exons. NCBI's taxonomy places the organism in Eukaryota, Fungi, Ascomycota, Dothideomycetes, Pleosporales, Trematosphaeriaceae.